Molecule: messenger RNA, 3249 nt
Organism: Phanerochaete carnosa HHB-10118-sp
Lineage: Eukaryota; Fungi; Basidiomycota; Agaricomycetes; Polyporales; Phanerochaetaceae
Exons: 11
Coding region: 70-2988 (972 amino acids)
Biological process (GO): regulation of transcription by RNA polymerase II
Cellular component (GO): chromatin; histone deacetylase complex
Molecular function (GO): chromatin DNA binding; transcription coregulator activity; histone H3K9 demethylase activity
Source: RefSeq, a predicted model, not a curated record
CGCCGUCUGUGUGCGCCCGUCGUCCUUCCAACCGACCCGCUUCUCCCAAUUCUCGAGGUCAUUGGCAGGAUGAACGGCCUCCACGAGCAGAACCACAAGCGCACAUCUAUCAACGAGCUCCUCAACCCCGUCGCGAACGUCCCCGCUUCAGGAUCGCUCGAUUCAUCGUACAGCCCGCCGCAGCUGGGUGUCAUGCCGAACCCCUCCUACGUCCAUGCGCCACGCGCGCCGACCGCGUCGAGCUACCACUCGGGCAUGUCGAGCGCCCCAGGGUCGUCUUUCAGUCUAAGGGCCGCGAGCUGGGACCAUGCAAGCACGAACGAAGGCGAGGUCGGCCGUGGCCAGGCAGCCGAGUCGCCCAGCGACUGUCGAUACGCCGCUGGCAACUCACACCCUCAGAGUCACCAGGCCCACCCUCAUCAGUCCCAGUCCCAGCCACACGCGCCAUAUCCAGAGCAGUAUCAGAGAUCCAGGCCCGUGGGCGAACCUGCUAAUUACGGCAUCGACGUUGCCCACUGGGCGCCCAGCCAUCUGCACUACGGCGCUCAGAUGCUCACUCCCUUGUACCAAGACGACCGCGCUGGUUACCCCCACCCGCAGGGUUUUGAUCAGCAGGAAAUGCACCAACAAGUUUACAAUGGUUAUCUUCCCAUUCUAUUUGGACAACCGACAACACGAUCCAUGCAGCCUCCCCAGCUGGCUCAGCAACACACCGCCAACUCGAGGAUGCCUCCCGUCUAUAUCCCGCAGCACAUGAAUUCGCACGCAGUCGCCUUUGCUGCUUUUCCGAUCAUGAUGCCCGCCCAUCCGCCACCUGCUAAGCGUUCUCUGGAACCGGAGGAUGCAGAGGCACCUGCCAAGGCCAAAAAGUCGAGAGGUAAAGGCAAGGCACCCGAGAGUAACGGUAAUGGCAUAGCGCGCAGAAACUAUCCUAAGAAGCGCAGCGAAUCGACACCGCAAAUGGACCUCAAGGAGAAGGAAGCAAAUGCCAACUCUGCCAUUCAAGCAUCAAACCUCGUCGACGAAAAUGGCAACCCUGUAGACCCGGGACACUCACUGCACCCAGAGCUUCAGUUCGCCCGAUGCAUGUCCAACAGAUAUCGGUCAGAGGAGUUCCCUCGAUGUGUGUCAUGCACGCGCCGCUGGGCAGGCGACACCUGUCGUUUCCAGGGCAUCCGAUUCUUCCUCAAAGAUGAGAACCGUAACAUUAUCGGUAUAAGCUUUAUCGAAAACCAGAAAGCCGACGGGCCGUCCAUGAACUUUCCUGUUAAGUGGAAUGCAAAGCUCGACAUGUCACAUAUAACGCGUAUCAAACGAACUGUGGCGCGGGCAUUGCUACCUGUUCUCAAGCAAGAGCAAGAACACAUCCAGCGACGCGAUGUCAUAAGGAGAAAUAGGGAGAGCGAAGUUCGCGCUACUUGCGACACCUGUAUGACGUCGAUAUUUUCAACCAGCUGGAUGUGUCGUCUUUGCGGUCGCGAGGCUUGCGCAGAGUGCUUCCAGCAAGUCAGCGAGCUUACGACGGAGCCCCCAGGUGCUGCUGAAGCGGAGAUUGUCGCUUUACAAGCGAAACGAGAGAAGCACGCCCACGUCAACCCAUUCUUCCUUUCGUGCACACGGAGGAACGAGCAUAGGGCUAGCGACUUUUCACCUAUGUCGCGUUUCAGCAAAGAGGAACUCACAGAAGCCAUCGCCGAGAUGGAAGCCCUCCUGGGCCAAGCUCCCGAUGGCGAAAUCGUCGCGAAGAGCUCACCUGAAGCAUCGAACGGUUCUGCAGGGUCAACAGAGCAGACGGGCGAAUCCUCCGCAUCGGGCCAAAUUUCGAACAGUACAUUGUCGUCUUUGAAUACGCCUUCGCUUUCACCUGACGCCGAUACUGACAAAAAGCCUAUCGCUGAGCUUGCAUCCGACUCCGCGAAGCCUGCGGAACCGUCUUCCUCUACCAGCGCACCACCACCGCCCGAGGAGGCAGUUUCGCCUCCGUCGAUCCCAUUCUACGAACCCCGGGUUUUCAGUGAUGCUGAGCUUACAGAUGAGGUCUUUUCGGAGAUGUGGGCGAAGGGCGAGCCGCUGGUGGUCACCGGCCUCCUCCCCAAAUUCCGCAUAUCAUGGACGCCCGAGUAUUUCACACAGAAGUAUGGCACGCAGACUUGCCUCAUUCUCGAGUGCCAAACCGACCUAAACAAGCGCGUCUCGGUCGGCGAGUUCUUCUCGUGGUUUGGCAAGUACGAGGGACGGAGAGACUGCUGGAAGCUCAAGGACUGGCCUCCAUCUACUGACUUCAAGACGGCAUUCCCGGAGUUAUACGAAGACUUUGCCAACGGCACUCCAGCACCGAACUACGUCCGUCGCGACGGUGUACUGAACGUUGCUGCACACUUCCCAAACAACACCGUGGCCCCGGACCUCGGCCCAAAGAUGUAUAAUGCUAUGGCCUCUUACGAGUCGGAAGGUAGUAAGGGCUCAACGCGACUUCAUCUCGACAUGGCCGACGCAGUGAACGUGAUGCUCUACGCAUCGUCGACGCCCGGAGGUGAGCCGGGCUCCGCCGCGUGGGACCUUUUCAGGGCCGAGGACUCGAGCAAGAUCCGCAAAUUCUUGAAGCGCAAGUUCAAGGGCCAAUUCCAGCACGACCCCAUUCAUUCCCAGCAGUUCUACCUGGACGCACCACUGCGCAAGGAGCUGUACGAGGAGUUUAGUGUGAAGAGCUAUCGCAUCUACCAGAAGCCCGGCGAGGCUGUGUUCAUCCCCGCGGGUUGUGCGCACCAGGUAUGCAACCUUGCCGACUGCAUCAAGGUUGCAUGUGACUUCAUCAGUCCCGAUAACAUUGACCGGUGCGAGAACCUCACGAAAGAGUUCCGUGAGCAGAACCAGUCCAUGGCGUGGAAAGAAGACGUUCUUCAGCUGCGGACGGCUAUGUGGUUCGCCUGGCUGUCAUGCAGCCGCCAGGAGAAGGAGAUGCGCGGCGAGUCGUCGCCCCAGCCGUAAUAAAUCCCUUGGCUCCCAUCUGACGGUGUCGUUGUCAUGCUGAAUCUCCCCAUACAACCAUCUACAUAAAUCAAGGUCCCACAUAUCAUAUGCAAUCUGCUGUCGUGUCAUUCGUAUUGGUGUAUUAUUUUUCUCCGUCAUUCUUACUUUCCAUAGGGGUAGCCGGCGUAGAAGUGCUUGGGAAGUAUGGGCCAGACGGACACGUACGAUCGAUACAAUUAUCGAGUAAUUCUACAUACAAAGCCGAAGAAAUACACUCUU